Molecule: messenger RNA, 1808 nt
Organism: Ostrea edulis (European flat oyster)
Lineage: Eukaryota; Metazoa; Mollusca; Bivalvia; Ostreida; Ostreidae
Exons: 3
Coding region: 228-644 (138 amino acids)
Source: RefSeq, a predicted model, not a curated record
GAUUUUUAUUUUUAGAUAAAUGAAUAACAAAAACUUCAUAUUGGAAUUAAAUUUAAUCACCCCUAUAAGUGAACAGGAUUCAUGGCAUAUGUCAAUAUUUUUCAUCAUAAUGCGAUGUCUGACCUCUAAAGCAUUUGUUUGACUCCGAGUUUCUUAAAACACCAUAAAAGAAAGAUCCGGAUAGAAACGAUUUCAACAACCGGUCGUUCAUUACACCUUGAGUGAACAUGCCACUGCCUAUCACUACGCUACCAGUUGUUGCCGCUGCUGCUGGUGUGGCCUUUACAGUAAUGUUAGGUGGAUUAUUUUUUGUUGAUCCUGACCCAGAUGAAAAAGUCCCGAAACAAAUUGACAUUCAGGAUGUGAAAGAAAUGAUACAAAAAGAGAUUCAGGACAUAAAGAAAAAUCAGCGUGAUGAACAGAAGGGUGGACAGAUGAGUCAGGUUGAACAGUACAAAAAGGGGGAGGUGGAGGUAACUCCUGAAAUGUUGAGCAGCAGCAUCAGCACUGGAGAAGAGCAGACGAUGAAACGAGAAAACGAUCGGAUACAAGAGAAGUUAGAUAUACUGAGUGAUCUAGAGGAAAAAUUAAUAGAGAGACUGGACGAACACAACAGGAAGGAGAAAACUCCAAAGUUAGGAUAAUAGCCAUCCCCUGAAAAUGACAUCGGAGAAAAACUGCACAAAAUUGAAAAGUUGUUACUGGAAAGAAAAUCGAAUAAUUUUAAUUAUAGUUAUUAUGUUGACAUAGCUAUGACGAACAUUUCCUCUUCCAUAUCAACAAUCGAGAAUCUCUCAGCUGAAGUGUAUGUUUUUAUCUAUACGAAAUCGGCACUACUAAUAAAUGUUGUGUCUUUCGGUAAGUAAUUUUUUCACAAAAAGUAAAUCCCCUACCUCCUUAUUUAAUCCCUUUAUUAGCCAUGUUAGCAAGCCCAGAACAAUAAACAUGUAAUUUGCAUUUUGUAUACAUUUGUAGAUUUAGUGCCCCCCCCCCCUCUUUUUAGGAUGAGUGAAAAAUAGCCCAUUCUCCACAUUUUAAAAAAGUUUUUUUUUUUCAAAACACGCAUUGAUAAAAUGAUAAAAAUCAUAUCGAUACUGACAAUUUUGAACAAUUUUUGAUAAAUAUUUAUAAUGUCAUAUGAAACAGUGCAUUGCAUGCUGGUCAUUUUUCGUGAUAUUUUUGUGGCCAUUUGGUUGACAGGAACCUGGGUCUAAGGUAUAUUGUGAAAAUUUGUAUUAUAAUGAUGCAACUAGCACUUUGUAAAUUUUAUGUUUAAAUGUUCACUGUAUCUGUCAGCAGUUCAUUGUUUACAUAUUAAGUUAUACAGACAAGGUUAUUGAGAUGAUUUAAUUGUUACUUUAAAUAUAUCACAUCAAUGGAAAUCAGUUAGUGUAAUAAUUAUUCUAAGGUCAUACAAUAUGUAUAAAGUCUGUAUUUGAUAUUUUUAUUUUGAUAUAGUACAUCUUACGAUACAUCACUAUUCAGAUGGGAAGUGCCCAUAGCUGUAGUCACCCCGCUUGCCCCUUACUUAGGGUAUGUGUUUACAUAUUGCUUUUGUGUACUUUGAUGGAAGUGUUGUGUACAGUUUUAAUAUUUGUGUAAUGGUGAUAUACAUAAUAUAGUUAUAUGAAUAUUGUUUGAGGUCAUUGAUUGUGAGUCAAACAAUACAAAUUUAUAGAAUUAUUUUUGGAUUAAUCAGAAUGCUAUUGACUUGUAUGUGAAAGAUUUUUAAUGGCAUCUUGAUGUAUAUUUUAGGGAACACUGUACAUAUAUACUUCAUCACCAUGGAAUAAAGAACUAUAACAAUU